AUUAAGAUUUGGACAUUCUGGGUUAAACAGUACGUUAGGUAAAAUGGCAAAGCACCGACGUGGUAGAUGUGAUUAUCAGAAUCUGAAUCAUCUUUAUUUGCCAAAAAACACACAAGGAAUUUGUCUCCGGUAAUUGGAGCCGCUUUAGUACGACAAGAGACAGUCAAUUGACAGAGAACACUUUGGAGACAUAAAGACGUAGAGAAAAACAGUCACUGAACAAUAAAGGGUUGCUAGUUAUCGGGUAAUGCCGGUAAAAAAGAAAUUUGUGACAAUUGUCCUCUAGCACUUAGAACACUUCGAAUGACUAAUAUUGCAAUCGUCCGGUGCAAUGACCAUUGUGCGAAGGGCGCCGAGACGUCAAGCGAGUAGUACGACAGUCUGGGACAAUGUCGAUUGUGCAAAUGUUGCAGAUACUCCUCAGUCAGUGUGCAAAUGGAGCAGAUGCUACUCUGGCAGGAGUGGCCAGUAUAUGCAAAUAGUGCAGCGUGGCGAGACUAACGAGUAAUAUAUACUUGGCCCGACAUAAAUGUGACAACAAACUCAAGACAAAAAAUUGCCAGCAUGUUGCAAUGGAAUUGUUGUUGUUAUUGUCAACGAGGGGAAACAGUCGAAUAUGUAAUUAUGUAUUGUACAAAAUCAAAGACAGAAAGAAGACAGCUAAUUUGUGACCUAGGGAGAGAAAAAGUUUGUUUUUAUAGACAUUAUUCAACAAAAGGAUUCAGAAUCCAGAUUAAGAGAUAAUAACGAUUCAUAAAAUAAUCAUUACAGGAUAUUAUUUCAGUACCUCAGACAAACAAAGCAACAGAGCCCCCCUGUGCCAAGGUAUGGGAAAAAUUUCUGUUCCCUCAGUUUGGCAAACUGUACCCUCAAUUUAGUAAAGCGUACCCUCAAUUUACAAAUGAUCAAUCAACGUUAUUUUUUCUCAUACCUUGGCACCAGGGGGGCUCCGUACAAAGCUGAUAGAAUUGAGUUGCUGUUUUUAAACUGCAUUUCAGCGUUAGCAUUAGGUAUUGUGGUUCCCACUCCUUACUAGUCGGUGGCGGAAAGAAGAACCCUUUACCUCCCGCUUGAUCUCUGCUUAGCGAAGUGUUGCUCGCCAACGUGUCUCUUUGUUGGCAAGCUAAACUAAGCUAAGCUAAGCUAAAAUAAGAUAAGCUAGGCUAGGCUAGGCUAGGCCGAGGAGCUUCAACGUGCGACCCGCGGGAGGAGAAACAGCUCAGAAAAUGGAUGGUCAGUAAAUAUGAUUUUUUUUUUUUUUGUUUGCUUUCAAAAUGAACACUUUAACACUCAUACGUACUCCAUUUAUAUUACAAUAUUUGACCAAAUAUUUUUUUUCUAGUUUUCAUGGUGUUCCUUAUCGAAAUAGCAAUAAAGCAAUAGGAGACAUCUGCAAGACGGUUGCUUUAUUAUGAUUUACAAAUGCAAAAAUUAUACUGUACAUUCAUUUUCCGUAACACUAAUCCUGUUUAGGGUUGCGAGGGGAAAUAUACAUUUUUAACAUUUUUUUUUUUUACAUUUACAUUAUUCAUUGAUUUAUUACAUUAUUCACAUAUUUCACUUUUCUCGCCCUUUGUCAUUUAAUCAUGUGCAACCCAUGUGCAUGUUCAAAUGAAGUACAUUCAAAGGACUUUUUUUUUUUCAGUGCAUGUGCUGGAGUCACAAGGAAUGAGAAAUGAUCGCCUUGAUCGAUUAAUAGGUGUCCUCACAAAUAUCAGUGGUUCAUUCAAUACAAUUGAAUUCUGAGUCCUUGCCUCAGUGGCGUUGUUGAAAUCAAAUGUUGCCGGGCAUGAAUGGUUCAUCAGUGCUAAUUGUUUUCCCAGCAUCACCUCGAAGUGUCGCCAAAGCACCAACAGCUGCAGAAACCUGCGUACGCCAGCCGUGCAGUUGGCGUGAGGGACCGCACAUUUCCACGCUCAUGUCACUCGUGAUACAUCUCAACUUAGCCGCCACGUUUUUGUGCGUACGCACCUUUUGGACAUGAGGCCCCUGUUAUUAUUAUUUUUUAAAGAUAUACUACUUGCAGUCAUGUAUGCGGAUUUCAAAUCAACCUACAUUUUGAAUGCGUCUCAAGAUUCGAAUGAAUUGUCGUGAGGUUUUUAUUUUGAAGGUGGCUGGAGGGCAAUUAUUGUCAGGCUUUUAUUUUGAAGGUGGCUUUCGCCGCUUGUUGGCGGCUUCUUACCGUAAUGCAUCGUAUGAACAAAACUAGGGGCGGCUAGCUUGACUUCAGUUGGCUCCGAGUCGGUGGCCUGUCCCUUUAAAUAUUUCUGUCGUAAAGGAUCACGGGUAAUAAUACAUCGCCUUUCCCUUCUGGCGAUGCGGGAGGAGGGGCGGUUUCAGCAAGUCUUCCUGAAUUUACACCGAAUGUUCCUCAUCCUCGACCCGGGACGCCCCGUGAUCACGACUUUAGUGGACGAAAACAUCAUUCGUGCAAUCUUCGUGUUCGGUCUCGUGCACGUUGAAGCUUCUCGGCCUAGCCUAGCUUAUUUUAGCCUAGCUCGCUAACAAAGAGUCGCGUUUGUGAUCAAAACUUCGCUCAGCAGAGAUCACGCGUGAGGUAAAGUGGUUUUCUUUCCGCCACCUACGAGUAAGGCGUGGGGACCACAAUAUAUACUCACACUAAAAUCCAUCCAUCCAUCCAUCCAUCCAUUUUCGGAGCCGCUUCUCCUCACGAGGGUCGCGGGCGUGCCGGAGCCUAUCCCAGCUGUCUUCGGGCAGGAGGCGGGGCACGCCCAGAACCGGUUGCCAGCCAAUCGCAGCUAACGCUAAAAUGUGGUUAAUAAAACAAAAGAACAACUAAAUUCGAUAAGCUUUGUUUGUCCGAGAGGCUGAAAUAAUGUCCUGUAACGAUUAUCGUUAUUAUUAAUCUGUCAUCUAAUCAUGUUUCAACACACAUUUCCUCUCCUGAAGUUACACAUUUUCACACUGUGCUGUUUUCUUGUUGAUUUUGGUGCUUUGCCAUUUUAACGAACAUACUGUUUAAUCCGCAGUGUCCAAAUCUUCAUCUUGAUCUAUUUGUUUCACAUAUGUGAUUUGCACUUGCUUUUCUCAUCCCUCCAACCGAGGGCGGAAAGUGUUGCGGUCGUCGUGUGAAAAUGUGGGCAAGAAGGGCAGCGGAGUACGGGGAGGAACUUUGUGGACCGAAAGAGGAGAAGGAGCCACGACGUCAACGACUGGACGCCGCGUUCAAUCUGCAACCUCGAAGUGUGCUACACAGAGCAGACACUGAAGAUCUUCUUACUCAGUGGCAGGAGCCAGAACCCCCUCACAUUAAAGAGGAAGAGGAGGAAGAAGUGCACCCCCACAUCAAACAAGAAGAGGAGGAGGAUAUCACCAAGUUUCCAUCGACUGGUGACCCUUUGAAGAGUGAAGAUGCAGCUCAAAGUGAGGAGAGCAGAGGGGCGGAGCCUCCAAGCGGCAGCUCAAGUCAACACAUGACAACAGAAGCUGAUGGAGACCAGUGUGGAGGCUCACAAGCAGACGGACUCUUAGCUCCACUAUCAGAUCGCGACGACACGAUGUCACACUCUUCUGACUAUGAUGAUGAUGAUAAACAGUCUGAAGGUGAUAUGACAUGUCACACUGACAAUAAACAAUGGAAAUGUUCUCAGUGUGGGAAAACAUUGGCUAAAACGAGUAAAUCGAAACACAUUAGAACACACACUGGUGAGAAGCCUUUUUCCUGCUCAGUUUGUUGUCAAAGAUUCUCAAGGAAGGAACACGUAAAAAGACACACAAGAAUGCACAGUGGUGAGAAGCCUUUUUCCUGCUCAGUUUGUGCUCAAAGAUUCUCUGUGAAGGAAAGGCUAAAAUUACACACAAGAACCCACACUGUUGAGAAACCUUUUUCCUGCACAGAUUGUGGUCAAAGAUUCAGUCAGAAGGGACACUUAAAAAUACACACACGAACCCACACUGGUGAGAAACCUUUUUCCUGCUCAGUUUGUGGUCAAAGAUUCUCUGUGAAGGAAAGCUUAAAAUUACACACAAGAACCCACACUGGUGAAAAACCUUUUUCCUGCUCAGAAUGUGGCCAAAGAUUCACUUGGAAGGGAAACUUAAAAAUACACACAAGACUGCACACUGGUGAGAAACCUUUUUCCUGCAACAUUUGUGGUCAAAGAUUCUCUGUGAAGGAAAGGUUAAAAUUACACACACGAACCCACACUGGUGAGAAACCUUAUUCCUGCUCAGUUUGUGGUCAGAGAUUCACUCAGAAGGGACACUUACAAAUACACACAAGAAUGCACACUGGUGAGAAACCUUUUUCUUGCACAGUUUGUGCUCAAAGAUUCUCUGUGAAGGAAAGCUUAAAAUUACACACAAGAACCCACACUGGUGAGAAACCCUUUUCCUGCACAGUUUGUGGUCAAAGAUUCUCUCUGAAGGAAAGCUUAAAAUCACACACAAGAACCCACACUGGUGAGAAACCUUUUCCCUGCUCAGAUUGUGGCCAAAGAUUCACUCGGGAUGUAUACUUAAAAAUACACACGAGAAUGCACACUGGUGAGAAACCUUUUUCCUGCUCAGUUUGUGGUCAGAGCUUCUCUUCUACGGAUCGGGUUACGACACACAAGUGUGCUGGUAAUAAGUGAUUCGUGAUCAAGAAGCUUUUAAUGUAAAUGUUUUAAAAAAAGUAAUUACUAUGUUACUGACUUUUGUACUAGCUUUUAUUGCAUCUUCUUGUCCAUACAUUUUCUAAAAGCCUCCUGUGGGCAAAUGUUGAGAAUUAGCACGGGUGCCAAAAUUCUUUCAAGGUGAGCAAUCAAUUAUUCCACUGUUCUGAACUCAUAGAUGAUGUCUGCUGACAAAAAAGCCCCCCAAAAUAGACUGUAGUCAUUGAAGAAUUUUUUCUGAUGAAAUGUUUGAUUUUCAGCCAGCUUUUGCCCCACCCACUAUCAGAUAGUGACGACAUGAUGCCACAUUACAACACUGACCAAGAUCAUGAUGAGAAAAAGUCCAAAGGUGAUAUGACAUGUCACACUGACAACAAAGUAUGUAAAUGUUCUCAUUGUUGGAAAACGUUUGCUGUAAAAGCAAAUGACACAUGGGCAGACUCACUGGAGAGAAACCAUUUGGCUGUUCAGUUUGUGGUCAAACGUUCUCCACUAAGUAUUGGGUUAAUGAACAAGUGUGCUGGUGAGAAUCGCAGUGAUCAAGAAGCUUUCAUUGAAAAUGUAAAUGUUUAAUAUCAAAAGUAAUGGCAAAAUCUAUAUUUGUGCAUUUUACCUACCACCUUUAUCUUCGUGUUGUCUUUGUCUUUUCUAAAAGACUCCUCUGGACAAAUAUUAAGAAAUAGCACUGGUGCCAAAACCCACAAAGUAAUGCAUGCCUUGUUUUCCAAUAAUUUAUUGAUGUCCAUGUCAAAUAAAGGAAUUAUUGAUUGAACUAGACUGUAAAGAAACAUUGACUUUUUGUGGUAAACUGUAAAGUGUACAGUACAUGUGAUCCAUAAUAAAAUGUGCUUCUUCGAA
Phyllopteryx taeniolatus (common seadragon) is the source of this 5474-nucleotide messenger RNA. RefSeq names its product gastrula zinc finger protein XlCGF57.1-like. Bases 3096 to 4595 code for a protein of 499 amino acids. The transcript has 2 exons. NCBI's taxonomy places the organism in Eukaryota, Metazoa, Chordata, Actinopteri, Syngnathiformes, Syngnathidae. The record is from RefSeq and is a predicted model, not a curated record. Gene Ontology annotation, biological process: regulation of transcription by RNA polymerase II. Gene Ontology annotation, molecular function: RNA polymerase II cis-regulatory region sequence-specific DNA binding; DNA-binding transcription factor activity.